Penicillium daleae is the source of this 807-nucleotide messenger RNA. RefSeq names its product putative cyclin-dependent protein kinase complex component. Lineage: Eukaryota; Fungi; Ascomycota; Eurotiomycetes; Eurotiales; Aspergillaceae. Gene Ontology annotation, biological process: regulation of cyclin-dependent protein serine/threonine kinase activity. The coding region runs from base 1 to 807 and encodes 268 amino acids. Gene Ontology annotation, molecular function: protein kinase binding; cyclin-dependent protein serine/threonine kinase regulator activity. Gene Ontology annotation, cellular component: cyclin-dependent protein kinase holoenzyme complex; nucleus. The transcript has a single exon. The record is from RefSeq and is a predicted model, not a curated record.
AUGGCCGCCGUCAUGAUACAAACUCAGUGCGCGUCUUCGGACGAUACCAGAUCCCCAGGCUCUGUACUAAAACUCGGCUCGCCGCCUGCCGAUACAGAGAUCUUGGAUUCCCAAUCACUGCUCAAGGGCGCCACGAGUGUCUUUGACAUUGUGCCCGAGACCGCGCUACUAUUAUUAUGCAACAACAUUGAGAAAUUGGUUGCACAUUUUGAGAAAUUGCCGGCCUCGGCCUCCUCUUACCCACCCUCCAAUAGCUCGACCCCGAUGGAGCCCCAGACCCCGACGGAAGAAGAACCGCCGGCGAGGAGCAUGGGAUUACACUGUGGUGAUGCAGAGGACGGGCACAGCGACCGAUCCAAAGAAGACACCUUUCAACUGCGCAUACUCUCUCGAAAGUUUCUCUCCAAGAAGAUUCCCCCGAUUGCGCUGAGGGAUUACCUGCAGCGCCUACACCGAUACUGCCCCAUGUCGACCGCGGUACUUCUCGCUGCGAGCGUCUACAUCACCAAGAUGGCUCUUGUGGAGAAAGUGGUCCGCCCAACACCAAAGAAUAUGCACCGGCUCGUCCUCGCUGGUCUGUUAGUAGCCACGAAGGCCCUCGAAGAUCUCAGUUUCCCGCACGGUCGUGUCGCGAAAGUCGGCGGAGUCUCUGAGCAUGAGCUUUCUAAACUUGAAAUUACUUUUUGCUUCCUGGCUGACUUUGAGCUGCGCGUGGAUGCGCGGAUGCUGAUGGACGAGGCGAGGAUGCACUGCACUGAGAACUUGCAGUUAUCCGAGCCUGACUCUUUGGAGGAGAAGAGUGAUUGA